Arvicanthis niloticus (Nile rat) is the source of this 2394-nucleotide messenger RNA. It is a transcript of the gene Satl1, whose product is annotated as spermidine/spermine N1-acetyl transferase like 1. The record is from RefSeq and is a predicted model, not a curated record. Lineage: Eukaryota; Metazoa; Chordata; Mammalia; Rodentia; Muridae. Gene Ontology annotation, molecular function: spermidine binding; diamine N-acetyltransferase activity.
AUGGAUCAACCAGGCGAGAAUCAAUCAGGUAUGACACAGCCAGAUGUAAGCCAACUAGGCCUGAAUCCACACAACAUGCAACAACCAGGGCCAAGCCAAUCAUACACUAACCAGCCAAGCAUGGACCAACCAGGUAUGAACAAACCAGAUGUGACAAGAUCAGGCUCAAGCCAAACAGAUAUAAACCAACCAGGCCUGAGUCAACCCAAUGUGAAACAACAAUGGUCAAGCACGAACCAACCAGGCACGUACAAAACAGACCUGAGCCAACCAAGUAUGAGGGAGUCAGACUCAAGACAAAUGGGUAUGAAACAACUAAGUGCAAAUCAACCAGGUAUGAACCAAACAGGCAUGAGCCAAGCAGGCGUGUGGCAGCCAGGCCCACCCACUCACAAUGUGAAACAAGUAAACACAUGGCAAUGGGACCCAGAGUACUCAGGCAGGGGACCACCAAACAUGUGGCAAGUAACCCAAAGUAAUCAGGGAACAAGACAAUCAGAUACAGAACAAGACUCAAGCUAUGCAGGACAGAAACAACCAGAUACAUGGAAACAGGACCUAAGUUAUCCAGAAAUGAGAGAAACAGAUUCAUGGCAAUGGAGGGCAAGCCCUCCAUGUGUGAGACAAACAGAUACAUGGCAAUGGAGCUCAGACCACCCAGACAGCAAGCAAUCAAAUUCAUGGCAACCACAACUAAAUCACUCAUCCACCAGACAAUUUGACUUGAGACAAGGAGGUCCCAUUGAACUAGGUAUGAAGCAAUCUGAUACAUGGCAACCAGUCCCUAGUCCGCAAGGCAAGAGACAUUCAAAUUCAGGGCAACAGGGCCCUAGCCAACAAACUACUAGACAUUCAGUCACAUGGCAAGCAGGUCCUACCCCACUUGGAAAGAAAUUGUCAGGUACAUGGCAAGCGGGCCUCAACCAACCAGGUAUGGAGCAGUUGAAUACAUGUCCAACAGGCUUCAGCCAACAGUACAGCAGGUAUCAAUCAGGCCCCAGCCAAUCAAGCAUGAAAGAGUUAGACACGUGGCAAUCAGGUACCAGCCAACCAGACAUGAAAGAUGUGGAUGUAUGGCAAUCAAGCACCAGCCAACCAGGCAUGCAACAGAUGGAUCCAUGGCAAUGGGACCCCAACUAUGCAGGCAAGACACAAUCAGACAAAUGGCCACCAGGCCCCAGCCCUCUGGAGAUGAGACAAUUGUAUUCACGGCAACCAGGCCAUCCUGGCAUGAAAUAUUCAGACUCAGGGCCAUGGGAUCUACUCCACUCAGAUAUGAGGCAAUCAGAUUUAUGGCACCUAAGCCCCUGGCAAUUAGGCACAAGACAAUUUGAUACAUGGCAACAAAAUCCCUACAUGCCUGGUGUAAGACAAUUAUAUACAUGGCAACCAACCCCAAGUUGCUCAGGCACAAGACAACCAGAAAAGUGGCAACACUGCCCUAACAACUCACACAUGAAACAAUCAGAUAAUUGGGAAACAGUGCCAAGACAAUCAGGAACCACUCAAUUAGGCACAUACCAAUCAGACACAAACCAACUUGAUGGCACCCAAUCAAGCCAAGAAAAAAAGACACAAUCAGAUAAAUCGGAACCAAGUCCAAGUAAACCAGAGAUGAAAGGUGGUUUAUUAGACAGUAGUCAAUCAGACUCAAGUCAACUAAGCAUAAUCCAACCAGAUGCAAGUCAUUUAGAGCCAGGUGAAUCAAGCAUGAGUGAUUUAAAUGAAAGUCAGCAAAAAAUGAAACAAUCGGCCAUGAAAAAAAAAAAUUCUUGUUCUUUCCACAUAAGACCUGCUGAGCCUAAAGACUGCCCAGAUAUCCUGAGAUUGAUUAAAGAACUGGCUUUCUGUGAAGGCAUGCAAGAAAAAGUGUCAUUAACAGAGCUGGAUUUAUUCAGGGAUGGUUUUGGGGACAAACCACUUUUCUACUGCCUUAUUGCUGAAGCACCCAGUAAACAAACAGAAUCAGGAGUAAGAACUAUUGGAUUUGCCAUGUACUACUUCACUUAUGACCCACGGAUUGGCAAACUGCUUCACCUAGAGGAUUUUUAUAUCACUGAAGAAUAUCAAGGUCUAGGUAUUGGGGCUGACAUGCUGAAGAAGCUAAGUCAGAUAGCCAUCAACACUGAAUGUUGUGGCAUGCAGUUUCUUGUCAUCAUUUGGAAUCAGGAUUCUGUUGAGUACUACACUCGCCUAGGGGCUUUAGACCUUUCCUGUGAGGAAGGCUGGCAUUUGUUCAGAUUUAACAUGGAAGAUCUCCUGGAACUUGCAGAGGAAGAAUGAAAACAAAAAAUAAAAAACGCAACAAAAAAUCCCAAAAUGGGCCUCAACAUUUGAAUGUCACCUGAGAAACAUCACUUUGACAUCAAAUGUUAUAAAAUAAAGCAAGUGAAC